Alternaria metachromatica is the source of this 666-nucleotide messenger RNA. RefSeq lists its product as uncharacterized. Bases 1 to 666 code for a protein of 221 amino acids. Lineage: Eukaryota; Fungi; Ascomycota; Dothideomycetes; Pleosporales; Pleosporaceae. The transcript has 2 exons. The record is from RefSeq and is a predicted model, not a curated record.
AUGGCACCCUCAGACCCCGCCACAGGUGCUGGCGUCCUCCUCGCCUUUCUUAAACCCACCUCAGCCGGAGGUAACGAAGCACAACCAGACGACAAGCUCCCCCUCUUAUCCACGGCCAUAACAGGAAAUGUUCUCGGCAUCAAAUCAGCAACGCAAUACAAAGCCGCCAAUGCAGAAUAUGACAAACAGCAUCUCUUCGUCUGCGACACAGAAGACCUAGCACGUGUGAAUAUAAAGCAGAUGUUGAAGUUUCUUGACGGCGAGAAUGUGGGUGGAGAGUGGGAUGUUAGGGCGUAUUCUGAAGUCCAGAUCUUUGGUCCGAAGAAGACUGGUGAACCUGCAAAGACUAUCAUGAUAGCACUCAUGCAACCCUCGCCUACCGGCGCCGAGGACCUGGAUGCUUGGUACCGCGAAGAGCAUAACCAGCAAACGUCUGAGCAACCAGGUUGGCUGCGCACAUGUCGGUAUUCACUUGUCAGGCAAGAAUCGGGUUCUGAAGAUGAGGAAGGGAAGGAACAAGAGUUGUCUUUCCUGGCUAUUCAUGAGUUCGGGGAGGGUGAGCAGUUGGGGGACAUGGUCAAGGCUUUUGAGCCGGUUAGUGAGUGGACGAUGAGGGUUAUGAAGGAUGCGGUGGGGAUUGAUGCGGCGAUUUAUCGGAGGAGGUGA